AUGGCGUCCGGCUUUGUCGCAAGAGGGAGCUCACCAGCAUGGGAAGAGCUCCCGCACGCUGGGAUAGCCUUGGAGCCGUGUGUCUGCUGCACAGCAGCAUGCUGGUCCGAGUCCUCACGUUGCGACAGCAAAGCUAUCUGCACAAAUGGCCGCAGGACCCUGAGCUCCGAGCCGAAUUGCUGCCAGGUCGAUCAUACUGCAGACAUCUUCACGCUGUACGGUACGCUGAGAGCGCAACAGUCAGGCACGCAAGUUGCUUCAGACAGAGCCAAGGCCAAGCUUUGCGAGGAGGAGCUGUCAGAGAGUGAGUCGGAAAAGACACACUGCGAUUGUGCCUGGGAAAAUGUGGCUCGGCAGUGA
Molecule: messenger RNA, 360 nt
Organism: Pseudozyma hubeiensis SY62
Lineage: Eukaryota; Fungi; Basidiomycota; Ustilaginomycetes; Ustilaginales; Ustilaginaceae
Exons: 1
Coding region: 1-360 (119 amino acids)
Source: RefSeq, a predicted model, not a curated record